Molecule: messenger RNA, 3344 nt
Organism: Cottoperca gobio
Lineage: Eukaryota; Metazoa; Chordata; Actinopteri; Perciformes; Bovichtidae
Gene: trim47
Product: tripartite motif containing 47
Exons: 8
Coding region: 61-1497 (478 amino acids)
Molecular function (GO): protein binding; zinc ion binding
Source: RefSeq, a predicted model, not a curated record
CCAUCAUCCUCCUUCACUUCCUGCAGAGUGUCAGUGUUGUGCUGCUGUUGGCUUCUAAACAUGGCUACUGCUGGAGCAGCUGGAGACGACCUGAGGAAAGAGCUCACAUGUGCAAUUUGUUUGGACUUCUUCAAAGACCCUGUCAUACUGAAAUGUGGACAUAAUUUCUGUCGGUUUUGCAUCUGCAUGCACUGGGAUGAAAAUGGCGGAGACUACGGGUAUCAGUGCCCGCAAUGCCGAUCGGUGUUCAACAAGAGGAGCUUUACUAAAAACUACCUGGUGCAGAACCUGGUGGCCAAACUUGACGAUCUGGAGUGUCUGGGGUCUUGUCCUACACCCUCUAAGCCCGUUAAAGUAGAUGGGAAGUGUGACCAACAUGGAGAGGAGCUGAAAUUGUACUGCCAGACUGAUAAAAGGCCCAUCUGUGUUGUCUGCAGGGAAUCUAGAGCACACAGACACCAUGAGGUAGCACCAGUGCCAGAAGUUGUGAAUGACAUGAAGAUGGAGUUGAAACUGAGGCUAAUGGAGCUGAACUGGCAGAAGACUCAAUGUGUAAAAGUUAUAACUGCUGAUGAGCGCACCAGAAGUGAAGUAAAGUUGAAGAAAAAGAGACUCAAGGAGAAGAUUGAGGCAGAUGUUGGUGCCUUGGUCCAGUUCUUGCUAGACGAGAGAGACUCCCUGCUUGAGAGCCUGGAUGCUGAGGAAGUGGCCACCAUGGCUGUCAUAGACGAGAACUUGAAGAUUGUGGAGACGGAGGUGGCAUCUGUGGACAAAGCUAUAGCUGAUAUCCACAGCCACAUCAGUGGGAAGUCUAGCUUUGAGAGCCUUGCUGAAACAUUCAAUGAAGUUAUCCAUUGCAAGCCUUUCACAUCUCUUGACACAGUUAAUUGUGCGACUGAAUUUACGGACUUCUCAGGGCCCUUCCAGCUUAUCAUGUGGAAGAAGAUGAUGCACGUGCUGCAUACCAUGCCCCAGAACCUCACCUUAGACCCAGACACUGCUCACCCAAACCUGCUCAUCUCAGACUUUGACACCAAAGUGGAAGAGGGCCGUAUUCGUAACCAGGAACCGGACCUGCCAGCCCGCUUCACCCGGUUCUGCGGUGUCCUUGCCACAGCCCAGUACGCCAGUGGCCAGCACUACUGGGAGGUGGAUGUGAAGGACAAAGGUGUGUGGUACCUGGGAGUCACCACUGAGUGCAGCAACAGGAAGGGCUUCGUGAGCCUCACUCCCUCCGCAGGAUACUGGAGCCUGUGUCUGCAGGACCGACUAUAUGCCAACGGAGAGGACGGACGCAUUCCUGUCGCAGACUACUGGAACUCCCCUCGGGUCGGUGUGUACCUGGACUACGACAACGGGCGCCUUAGUUUCUAUGACGCCGUGACAAUGAAGAGACUGUACAUGUUCGACACCUGCUUCGAAGAGCCGGUCUAUCCUUUCUUCAGCCCAGGGAAGAAUGACCCAGGCAGCAGGCUGCAGAUAUGCCACUAUUACUGAGAGCGCUGCGAUGAGUGACUUCUAAUCUAGUUUUCGAAGGGUGAACUCGUAUGCCAGUGUUUUCAGGUUUGCUGUUGGUCAGGUUUUAUCUCACAGACCUGGCUGGAGUGACGGGGUGAUGUUGACCCUUGGAGCCAUGUGCAUUUCAGCUGUUUCUUGUUGGUCUUACUGGUGUUUAGAAGAUACGAGUUACCAGGUGUCUUGUCACACUUUGGUUGAUAUGAAGAGCUUAAUUUUUCUCAUGAAGUUGAAAAUGUGAAAUGUGGUACCUUUCAACCUAGGCACACACACUGUAGGCUUAAACCCUGUUCACUACUGUGGCCGAGAGUUUGGAGAGGUGCUUUAUUUAUAUUGCUACGUUUGCAUGCGAUGCAGAUGCCUCCGAUGCUCUUCUCCUAUUAGCAAUCAAUAUGCCAUACUACUAUUAACUCAUAUUGGCUAUUUAUUUUUGCCAGGCAGGGUCAGCUGCCUUUGCCUUGUUGGGUAGAACCUGAAGAAAAUAUCACAUUGAUAGUUGUUGAAAAGUUAAGAUUCACUCAUUAAUUUUAGACUGAAGAACAGGAAGUUCAGAGCUGAUCAGAAUGAUUUGACUGAGAUUGGCCAGCUUGUCCUGGGAUUCCAGCUCCCAAACAUUGAUUAGACUUCCAGGAAGGACUGGUUUGGGUUGUUUUGUGGACAUUAAUAUUCAUACAGAUCAUUUUAACACUAGUCCUUUUUUUUAAAUCCCCAUAAUUUAAUACUGUACAUUGCUAACAUUUUUGGACUUGCACAUUCCUCUGUAUAUUACUCCAAAGCACAUUUUGCAGCUUUUGUGAGCAGUGAUACUGAAGGUGUAAAGUAGUGCCAUUUUACUUUUGUUAAAGGUAUUUUAAAAAAACAUUUAAUUAGUCUGCUUGAAAAAUGGGCAGGUAUACAAGACAAAUGUAUUAAGAUUUACAGCCAUAUCUUCAAAUGUGUUACUUAACAGGAGAACCUGCAGAUGGGAUUCACAUUCGAAACAGCCAAGUGCCUGAUGGACUUGACUAAAAUGUAAACGUCUGGAAUGCAGAAUGAAAGUUUUUAUAACAGGUUCAUAUUUUUUGUUUUCUUUUUACAAAUUGCCCCCAGCAUUGUCUUAAUUAUAUUUCUUUUUUUAAAUGAAUCCUGCUUUAGAUUAUUAAUCGCUAGCUGUUGAGUUGGUCCUGGUGCUGCAAAUUGGUCCCGACUCCUGAUGUUUUUCAACUCUGUCCAGUGGGAUUUCUAUUUUUGAUUAUUGAUGUUGAAUGUGAAAAUACAUGUAUUUGGGCAAUUGUAUAAAAUAUUUUCCUGCCUUUCGUAAACUUAUCAUUUUAAAACAUUCUUAUUUUAGAUCAUUUACGGGUUUUUAUUUUUGGUUAUUGUGCGGUUAUGGACCUACAAAUGAGAUGUCUGCAAUCUUACAGGCUUUUUUUUUUUUUUUUAAUUUAUUGAGGAGCAUAGUAGAAACAUUUAACAGCAUGACCAGUGAUAAUAUUUGAGACCGCCAAUCUCAAGUUGCUUCUUUUUUCAGUUCAUUAUCAGACGUCUUAAGAUGUUCAUGUGUUAUGACUGCAAAACUCUGUGCUCUUUAACUUUUAGAGUAUUUGUUGAUAAAUGUUUUGUCUAAGAUAGUAUACCUCAUUUAGUACCUAAUGCAUACUUUUUUUUCAUUGCUGAGUUUCAUUCAUGUAUUUAGCUUAGCAGUGUUUGGGCUGUGUCUUGAUAAGUGACUUAAAAAAAAUGGCAGACCCUGUGUGGCCCUUUCACCUGCUACGUACGUGCUACGUGCUAAGUGUUUCUCAGACUUAAUGAGAUUAAAAGAGGAAAAAUAAUUGUGUUUACUUUCCUUU